Molecule: messenger RNA, 805 nt
Organism: Drosophila santomea
Lineage: Eukaryota; Metazoa; Arthropoda; Insecta; Diptera; Drosophilidae
Exons: 2
Coding region: 141-482 (113 amino acids)
Source: RefSeq, a predicted model, not a curated record
GAACAGUUUGAGCUCAGACUGCUCGGAGUGAGGACGUCGUCGUCAUCGAAAGAUAAUUUGGAACUGCUGCAUCUAGUAUAGGAAGCCAGACAACAACAGUAUUUGUUUAUAUUUCCACAUAGACCGCAUAUAAAUAAAUUAUGAAAUCAGAGGCGUUGCACAAGUUUCUGGCUUUUUGUUCGCUGCUGAUUGCCUGCGCGUGGAGCCAACCAUUGAAUCCAUCUCAACCACAAGCAACGCAUCAACAACUGCCUGCAGUUCAACAACCGGUUAUCUUCAUCAAACAUAAUAUAGGGACUGGAAAUGCCGAAGAUUAUCACAUCACACUACCCUCGAAGGAUCUGAAAGCAGGGGAGCCCUGUCUCACGAUCACUUGGAAGACCAAUCCAGAUGGCACUGGUCCCGCUGAACCUCAGAUCUACAUGGGCGAUGGAUACUUCGGGAUAUUAACAUCACCACCGCGAGGACAACAACGCCAAUAAACAAAAAACCAAAUUGAAUUUAUUUAUUAAACUUUUACUGGGCACUUCUAUAAUGUUAAAACACGAAUGUAUUGUGGAUAAAAAGAUUUGAAGUUUGGAGUCCACGAGACCAAUCAAAAUCCUUGAUAAUAUACAAAAAAGGUAUCAGAUGACGUGAGUGGGUGCAAAAAGCUGUGAAAAGUAUCUUUGGACAGUAUUUAAUGGUACAUUCUUAAAAAAUGCGUGUUUAAUACCCUUAAAAUGUAGACCAAUUAUUUAAACUUAUAUGAAUAAUAAUAUUAUACGUUUUGGAAAUUAGUAAUACAAACCAGACCACUUAAAAA